This is a messenger RNA of Homalodisca vitripennis (glassy-winged sharpshooter), 1702 nucleotides long. Its product is annotated as metallothionein 20-III-like. Lineage: Eukaryota; Metazoa; Arthropoda; Insecta; Hemiptera; Cicadellidae. Bases 1156 to 1335 code for a protein of 59 amino acids. The record is from RefSeq and is a predicted model, not a curated record. The transcript is spliced from 3 exons.
AGCGUAAACAGUUUGGUUUUCAAAGAUCGAUUAUUGAUCUUGUUCAUAGGCCUAUUGGGAAAAUGUUUUAUAGGCAAAGUUUUGUAUUAAGCUUUUAUAAAUACAAAACAUAAAACAUGAAAAACGUAAUUCUGUUACAUGUUCACACUUUAAAUGUUCUUAUUACGUUCGAUUACGUAUGAAAAUGUAUUAGUAUACCGUAUUUGUACUUAUAAAAUGAAGAUAAUUUAGUGCAAUUAGACUGACUACACGAUUGUAACGAUAAUUAAUACAUUGUAAGAGUUCAGGGGCGAAUAAAGAGGGUGGUCAGUGGGGAAUGUGCGCCCCCCUUCACCAUAUUAUUCAAAGAUUUAAAAUUUUACAACUGUAGAACACUAAAAUAUUUAUUCCUAAGGAUAUAUUAUGGAACGUAAAUUUCAUAAUUGUGUUCUAUUAUACAAUAUAUACCAUUAAAUUACAUGCAAGCCUCUACAUAGAGGUAGUAGUACAGUAAAUUAUGGGAGUUGUCAUGUUAGAUGACCAAUGUUAUCAUGACUAGAAAUGUAGCGCAUCUUCUUCAAUGUAAAAUUAAGUGAAGGAAAAUUAAAUUAAAUAACAUUGCAUAAAAUUGAUUACAAUUUGACCGACUCAUUGUUGGUUUAAAUAUACAAUACUGUAACGUAUAAUUCGCUACACUAAAAUAGGAGCCAAAUUAAUAGGGAUAAGGUGUUGCCACAGUUUGCUAUUUAAAGCUGACCAUUCUUCAUGGGCCUACUAAUAGAAAUUUGUAACUUAGCUUUAAGAUAUAAAAAUAUACAAUUUAAAGGUAAACUUUGUAAUUAUCCGAAGGCAACUAUAUUUGGAACGGUUUCUCUUACUGGUGACCUAAAAACGACAUUAUUAGAAAGAACAGACUGUACGUGAUCUGAUUUCGGAAAUGGUGGACGAACUGGGACGUGAUCUUGGCGCCACUCCGCACUUCUGGCGGUAAAAGAAAAACAAGCCUCGUGAUAGUAUUCAAGUUCAGAUCACGUUCGAGCACUUUUAUAUUCAUAACACGUACGUGUUUUUAGUGUAAUAAUAAAUAGUAGAUGGGGACAGAGUGGUCUACAGUACUUCCCGCCGACAUCUCUUUUUUUCAGGACGGAGUAAACAAGAACCGAUCGUCAUAGUAAUAUGCAACUUUUACAUACCACUCGACUGUCAUCUGUAGCCAUGCCUGGACCUUGCUGUGGAUCUGGAGGCAAAUGCCAAGGAUCCGCGUGUAACUGCGGUGCUGCCUGCAACUGUGGCCGCACUCAAUGUUCUAGCAGUCGUGUUCCCACAUUGGUAACUUGUGCAAUGCUGAUGUACUGACCGCAAUGUUGCAGAAUGCCAAGGAUCCGCGUGUAACUGCGGUGCUGCCUGCAACUGUGGCCGCACUCAAUGUUCUAGCAGUCGUGUUCCCACAUUGGUAACUUGUACAAUGCUGAUGUACUGACCGCAAUGUUGCAGAAUGCCAAGGAUCCGCGUGUAACUGCGGUGCUGCCUGCAACUGAGGCCGCACUCAAUGUUCUAGCAGUCGUGUUCCCACAUUGGUAACUUGUGCAAUGCUGAUGUACUGACCGCAAUGUUGCAGAAUGCCAAGGAUCCGCGUGUAACUGCGGUGCUGCCUGCAACUGAGGCCGCACUCAAUGUUCUAGCAGUCGUGUUCCCACAUUGGUAACUUGUACAAUGCUGAUGU